Mirounga angustirostris (Northern elephant seal) is the source of this 1132-nucleotide messenger RNA. Its product is annotated as V-type proton ATPase subunit e 1-like. The record is from RefSeq and is a predicted model, not a curated record. Bases 310 to 612 code for a protein of 100 amino acids. Lineage: Eukaryota; Metazoa; Chordata; Mammalia; Carnivora; Phocidae. Gene Ontology annotation, cellular component: proton-transporting V-type ATPase, V0 domain. Gene Ontology annotation, biological process: proton transmembrane transport. Gene Ontology annotation, molecular function: proton-transporting ATPase activity, rotational mechanism. The transcript has a single exon.
UAUAUUGUGGAUAAUGAGAAUCAGAUUUUUUUUUAUUGCCAGAAAAGGGAGUUCCUAUAAGUAUGGAAGGUGGGAAAGGCUGUGAGAUCAGAUGGGAAUUGGAGUCACCAGAUGAACUCAUGGUUUUUCUGUGUAGAUACAGAAAUAGAUGUGUGUAUGUGUGUGUCUUCACAUGUAUGCAUGUGUACUUCCUAGUUCUGUUUGUUGAGAGGGCUUAGAAGCAAGGACACUCUGGUAGCAAGCCAUGAAUACACUUCAUGCCCAGAUCCUGCUUGUUAAAGUAAAGAUGUGCUCAAAGAAUGAUGGGUCAUGGGGUGGGACCAAAGUGAGGCGGCUGGGCAGGGGCUGGUAGCUCCAGUGACAGCCAUGGCGCAUAACGGCCUUACGGUGCCUCUCCUCGUAACGAACGUGUUCUCGGGCUCUGUCCGCUUCUGCGUGCUCUGGUUCAUCCCUAAGGGUCCCAACCGGGGAGUUAUCAUCACCAUGUUGGUAACCUGUUCAGUUUGCUGCUGUCUCUUUUGGCCGAUUGCAAUUCUGGCCCAACUCAACCCUCUCUUUGGACCACAGUUGAAAAAUGAAACCAUCUGGUACCUCAAGUAUCAUUGGCCUUAAGGAGGAAGACCUGCUCUCCAGGGCUCCAUCAUUGAGGUCACGAGGAGAAUUCCUCUAGAUGCAAAAUCAACUCCAAACCCAGACCACCUUUGACUUGCCUCUUUUGGCCAUCAGCUGCCUUAAAUAUUCACACCACAUUUUAAUAUCUUAUUCUACAAUGCAGUAUUUUUUCCUGUCAGCCUUUUUUACAUUUUGACGAAUUAUGUGCCUACUUAACCGAAACUGUGCUGACUCUAUAAAGUGUUUGUGCACUCUUCUGAGAUAGAAGGUGCUAUUCUUCUGAGAAAUACAUUGCUCUCUCCUUGGAACCUGUGAAUUUGAAGAUGACUCCUGCCUGGUCACAACAUGGGCAUCAGCAAAGUGUUUAACUGUCACAAGACAGAAUCCAAAGGGGCAGUCAGUAGGAGAGCAUGUUCAGAGGAACUGUCUGUCCCAACAGAAUUGCACCAAAGUAUAUUUUCAGGAUGACUUUCUUAUUUCUGCCAUCUAUUGGAAUAAAUUAUUUUUCUGCUUUCUGUGG